Molecule: messenger RNA, 909 nt
Organism: Scutellospora calospora
Lineage: Eukaryota; Fungi; Glomeromycota; Glomeromycetes; Diversisporales; Gigasporaceae
Source: the annotation of a GenBank genome assembly
AUGUCUUUAAUACAUUCUAAAUUAUAUUUAGAAAUAUAUUAUAAUGUUAUCGAUAUUGUAUUAUAUGAAAUAUUCGAAGUAGAUAUUUUUUAUAUUAAAAAACCCGUUAAAACAUUUUAUGGAAUCAUACAUAUAUGUAAUGAUUUUUAUACUUAUUUUAGAGUUGAAUUUGCAAAACAAUUUUACAAAAAGUUUGAUUUAAAUGAAAGAAUAUUUCCUUUGAAUUGUAUUCGGAAAAAUUGUAAGAUAAUAGGAAAAAGUAUAGAGACAGAAUAUUGUGGAAGUCUUUGGGAUUUAUUAAAUUCAUUCAAGAAUGAUUAUUUUCAAUUUGAAGAAUAUCAUAAUGAUCUUCCGGUUGCUUUGUAUAGAUGUGAAUACGAAUAUCAUAAGAAUAAAUCUGUUGAAAAAUAUUUUGAAAUAUUAAGAAACGUCAAAUUAUUUUUUUUCAAGAUUCAUGAUUAUUAUGAAAAUUAUAGGGAAAAACGAAUUAAUGAAGCUUGUAAGAAUUUUAAAAAUUUGGUGAUGAAAAAAUGGGAAAACGAAAAAAAUUUUAUUAUUUUCGAAGAAUAUGAUAGUGAUGAUUCUAUUAAUAAUGACAGAGAUAAAGACUUUAUUGGAAAAUAUGAAGAAUUUAAUAUUUUAGUUCGUUGCAAAUAUAGGGAAAAAAAUAAAAUAAGUGUUGGUGAUAUCGAAAGACUAGAUGCUUUUAGAAAAAAUUACUAUAAUGAUCAUAUAGGUAUUUUAGUGACGAAUAAAGGUUAUUCUAGAAAUGCUAAGAAUGAAGGAAAAAAGAUGAAUAUUCUUAUGUGUAAUACAGAAAAUAUGUUUAGAAUUAUUUUAAAAGAAAUUAAAAUUAGAAAGAAGAAAAUCAAAGAAGGAAAUCAUCAAUCUCAAGAAUUAGUAGUUCAG